UCUAACGCCAUUUCGCUCAGUCAGCAUUUUGGAUUAUCAAAGCAAGAACGAAAAGUAAGCAUGGUCGGGUUUCCAGUCCGUGGGAAGAGGUCGGUGGUCCUCCUGACGGCAACAACAAUUCUUAUGGCGACGAUUUUCCUCAGCUUUUAUAACUACGGUAGCAGUAUACACAAACACUUAUUUCAAUACGAACGUGUGCGAAAAAUGACUACGACACGCGUAAACGUAACAAAAAAUGAUACAAACUGGAAGAAUAUUAGCAGUUUUGGUCGGACGCCCUCUUUUGAUAAUUACACGUGUGAUAAAAGUGUUAAUGGGGCAGACACGUGCAAGAUGAUCGAAGGGAGGAUCACGGAAGCGGAACACACCGCCAUGAUAGAUAAUCUACGAGACUUUGUGAGAUUGGCCGAGAACAGGAGCUGGACCUAUUGGCUUCACGCGGGCUCGUUGCUAGGGAGUUGGCGCCACCAUGGCAUGAUCAAAUGGGACACAGACAUUGAUAUAUUUGUGGAUAUAAAAAAUCGAAGCGAUCUUAUCCAAACGUACGAUUCGCUGAAGGAUGUCUUUGGGUAUUUUGUGUACCACCAAAACGUGCUGGUGUUCUAUCAGAACCGUUCAAUUGUCCGGAGUAACAAAUACCCAAACGAAAAGUGGCCUUACAUCGAUAUUGUAUUUUACACAAAAGAUGCAACUCAUAUUUGGGCAGUCGGUUGGCCUGGCAGCUUCUCGAAAACCAAACACCCAAAACGUGAUGUAUUCCCCCUCAAGAAACGUCCAUUCGAGGGCAUGAUGGUAAACUCUCCAUGCCAUCCGAUGGAUUACUUCAAACUUUUAUAUGGUGAUAUCAGUCAGUGUAAGACGCAUGGGUACAACCACAAAGUCAUGGCGGGGGAUAAAAUUAUACAACGCAGUUGUGAGGUUCUUCACGACCUAUUACCCUAUGUACAUCGGACAUCAAGGAACGGGACACUAGAGGAGGUGUUGAUUUUUAGGAAAAAGUUGUUACACAAAGUCACUGUCAAUAUCUAGUGUGGCGAAUGUGCUUUGACCAUUUUGUAUGCUUUCGGAAGUCGACUGACGUCUUUGAGAUAUUUCUUCUUUUUUUUAGUAUUGCACGGCAAGAACCACCAUUCUUCCUUUAACAUAUUUCUUCGGCAAAUUUAAACUCCACACCAUGAAGUACAUGUACAGAUCGUUAACAAAUAGUAUAUGUAUAUACAUGUAUACGGUAUCGAUUGUUCCCCUCAUUGUUUCGCAAAGCUGUAAAAUGACAUAUAUUUGUAUGUCUAUUGCAGUUCAAUGAUUUUUCAAUGAUCCUGAUUUAAGAAGUUGCGGUUCUGCUGGGAGCUGUAUUUGUAUGGAAAACCAACAUGUCUUAUACACAACUUGGCAGUGACUUACGGAGGGCGUUGUAGGAUUUUUUCUCAAAAAUCGACGAUACCUUAAGAAUAAUUUAAUACUGAUUCUUAAAAUAUCGCCAAUUCUUUCAAAGUCUUUGAAAGAAUUGGCCGAGAGAGACUCGGUAUACUUUCAACGAUUCACUUCUAAAGUCUCUCUCCUAAAUGAUUGUAUGCUUAGUAAGCCAACAAUGUUUAAAGCUAUCAUCUGUAUAUGUAAGCACAUUAUCAA
Molecule: messenger RNA, 1629 nt
Organism: Lineus longissimus
Lineage: Eukaryota; Metazoa; Nemertea; Pilidiophora; Heteronemertea; Lineidae
Product: ribitol 5-phosphate transferase FKRP-like
Exons: 2
Coding region: 61-1029 (322 amino acids)
Source: RefSeq, a predicted model, not a curated record